AUGGCUCAAGAAGUUCUGACAGGAGGAUACUAUCGAUAUACAGAUAUCUGGUUCGAUUGGGCAGAGAACAAUAAAACAUAUCGUCCGCCAUUAAAAGCAAUAUUUGCUCACGAUUCCUUGGUGAGCCCUGACCACCCGUUCCACAUCGAGGGCGUGGAAGGUGCACAGCUGUACAUGGGGCAACUUCUCAACGGGGAGUCGCGUAUUCUCUUCUCCUCGAAACAGGUUGAUUAUGCGCGCUACUGGCUUCACGCCAUGAAGUUUACGGAAGAUUUGAUUCCUCUUCCUUAUUCCAACUGCCUUCUUACUAAGGCUGAUCUCAAAACUGUGUCGCCCGUUGUUUACAAGACUGGUGGCGACAUAAAACUAGCUUCCAAGAAUAUGGAAAAAUUUAACAAGCGUCUCAAGGGCUCAAACCCGCUCUUGAUGUCCCGGCGCCUUGCCUUUGAACGCGUCCGAGCGUUCUGGGGUCAGAAAAAGGGCGUUUGGUGCGCAAUGGAUUUUGAAGGAUGGGAGAGGGAACACACUAUGAUAACCGAAUUUGGGUGGAGCACCAUCCGAUGGGAGAAUGGCGAAGAAGUUGCAGACCAUGGUCAUCUCCAGGUAAAGGAAGCUCUUGGUUAUAGGAAUGGCACAUACGUGGCUGAUAACCGUAUGAAUUAUGACUUUGGCGAAAGUCAAGUUGUCCCGAAAGUACAGCUCCCCAAGUUCAUUCAGAAGAUGAUUCAAGAUUUAGCGGAAUACGGUGUAAUCUUCUUGGUAUUCCAUGAUAACUCCCAGGACCUCAAAUACCUUCAACAAAUCAAAGCUCCGAUAGACGGUUACUCUCAUAUAUUGCCAGAUGCCAUUCCUGAGUCUGGUAUCUAUGUAGUUGACACGGCCGACCUUUUUGGAGGUUUGCUGGGUGAAGAUUCGCCGGGUAACAAGCGUGGUCUCGAGCAAAUGUGCCGCCUUCUUGACGUCCCUACCAAACAUCUUCACAAUGCAGGAAACGAUGCCCAUUACACACUUGCCGCGUUGAAGUCGAUGGCGACAGGAGAUCAACUUGAUACUCAAAGGGAGCAGAGGUGGCCUCAGCAUACUGGUCCUCGUGGAGGUGUGAAAGUUGAAUUUACUCCAGAAGAGGAGGACAGCGACUCCGAUUUCUACUAA
This is a messenger RNA of Desarmillaria tabescens, 1152 nucleotides long. RefSeq lists its product as uncharacterized. Gene Ontology annotation, molecular function: nucleic acid binding. Gene Ontology annotation, cellular component: nucleus. The transcript has 9 exons. Lineage: Eukaryota; Fungi; Basidiomycota; Agaricomycetes; Agaricales; Physalacriaceae. The record is from RefSeq and is a predicted model, not a curated record. The coding region runs from base 1 to 1152 and encodes 383 amino acids.